AUGGCCUUGGUCUUCGCGGCAAUGGUUGUCCUGCAGACUGUGUGCCCUGGCGCGGACGGAUUCUAUCAUCGAAACAUCAAGUCCAAGAUUGACUUCAUCAACAACAACCUCGGCGUCGCAUUUCCAGUACCCAUUGUCACCAUCAGCCGACAGGAUCUUCUCGGAGGCGCAGGCAUCGGACGAGUCAUCACCAACUUCGCCACCACGAAUGUGAUCUUCUGGACUCUGGCAUUCCUCCUCUCUUGGGCGGUCUUGACGGGCAUCGCGAGAGCGCCAUCCCCCAAGACCUGGGUUUCCAAGAAGACCGAGGUCGAUGUCGAGCAGCCCUGGCGCAUCGACACCCCCACACCACGCCUCGAGCUCCCUCCGCAGACCAACAGCCGCAGACCGUCGGAGAGCACAACGCUGAACGGCACCACGAUGACCGGAUACCACACCGAUAAGGAAGCGGGCUUGGCGCCGGACUCGAGGACCGUCUCCGCCUACUUCACCGACAGCGAAUGCCCCACCCCGAUCCCUCCGCCCCUCGACGGCGUCGACGAGCCGCAGAGAAGAUUCUCCGAGAGCACUCAGACCUCGACUCGACAACCUCCUGAAUGGAUCGCAUGGACCAGGGAGUGCUAUCCCAUCAUCCUAGCCAUCUUCUUUCUCGUGGCUAUGGGUAUCCCCAUCUCACGAUCGACUGGCGACGACCGCAUCCUGGACGGCUGCAUGCUCUGGCUCACCUGGAUAUCCAGCACCAGAGCCCAGCGCACCUUCGGACGCGGCCAUCUCCUCGCCGCCUCUCCAGGCAUCAAAACCACGGCCACGACACUGCUCAACCCCGUUCUCCUCACAACCCUCGCCAUGACAGCAUACACCCGCGCCAAGGCCGCCGCAACGCACACACCUGCCGACACCGUCCUCGCUGCGUUCAGUGGCGGCACGCCCCUUUCCGACCUCUGGACCGCCAAGACGACCGGGUGGUCCCUCCGGCCCGAUCAACGCGACUGGUUCGGCGCCGGCGAUGCCGCCCUCUCGAUCCUCGAAUGCGGCAUCGUCGUCUGGGGUUUCAAGCUGUACGAGUGCCGGUGGCAGAUAUGGUCCCGCGCGGGUUUCGCAGUUGUGCUCAUGUCGGCCGGCGUGGCAGGCUUGAACGUGUUCGUGUGCGUGUUGUUGGGUAGGGCGGUAGGCCUCAACGGCCCCGAGGCGUUUGCAUUCGCGGCGAGGAGCACAACGCUUGCGCUCGCCAGGCCCGCGAUGGAGGUUCUCGAGGGGAACCAGGUCGUGAACGCGGCCUUGGUGGUCAGCAACGGUAUCCUCGGACAGCUCAUGUACCCCUUUCUUUUGCGAAGACUUGGAUUGGAGGGCCAGGAGAAGGACGAGGGCAGAGAGGAAGCGAAGGACAGCGCGCUUACCAUUGCCGCGGGGACGGCGAUUGGCAUUAACGGAGCGGCUAUGGGGGUCUCGUAUCUCUAUGAGAGGAAGAACAGGGCUGCACCUUACGCCGCGCUCUCCAUGACAGUCUUUGGCAUAAUGACUGUCGUUUUCACCGCUGUUGACCCCUUCACGGGCAUCCUGCUUCGCCUGGCUAGCUAG
Molecule: messenger RNA, 1578 nt
Organism: Colletotrichum chrysophilum
Lineage: Eukaryota; Fungi; Ascomycota; Sordariomycetes; Glomerellales; Glomerellaceae
Exons: 3
Coding region: 1-1578 (525 amino acids)
Source: RefSeq, a predicted model, not a curated record